Messenger RNA from Aspergillus japonicus CBS 114.51, 757 nucleotides. RefSeq lists its product as uncharacterized. The record is from RefSeq and is a predicted model, not a curated record. The coding region runs from base 47 to 715 and encodes 222 amino acids. NCBI's taxonomy places the organism in Eukaryota, Fungi, Ascomycota, Eurotiomycetes, Eurotiales, Aspergillaceae. The transcript has a single exon.
CACCAAAAUAAAUCCCCACCUCAAACAGCCAUUCGAACCUGCCAAAAUGAACGCCCUAACCACCCUCCUCACCGUCCUCUCCGCAACGACCAGCACCAGCGCCCUCUCCAUCCAACCGCGCGACCCGGCGCCGGCCUCCAUCACCCCGCCGGAGGGCUGCCCGAUCCCGACCUGGGAGGUGACCUACUUCCACUGGUUCAACGGCUCCAAGUCGCUGGACUGCAUCCACAACCCGGCCGACAUCGCCUUCAAGGACUGCCUGUGCGGCAACGCCUGGUGCGACCAGGACCCGGCUACCUGCAACGGCACCAUGGUCCCCGUCUGCUACACGGGCAUGCCCAACUACCAGCCCUGGGGGUACGGGCCCCCGCAGACGCUGGCCAUUGACUUCGCCGACGGCCUCGAGUGCCGCGACACGUACAUCGGCUACCGCAUCCACGACAUCGCCCACGGCGAGUCCAACUGCGGCUACGCCGACCGCGGCCUGGGCCGCAUCGUCUCGUUCUACGGCACGUCGAACGAGGACGUCUCCGUCGGCCACAUGGAUUACGAGCUCGGCUCGGGCCAUGCCUUGACGUGUAACAACGGGAGCAAGAUCACCUACCAUGGCAGUGUGGACUUCCAGUUGAACUGCGUGCAUGAUGCGUUCUUUAAUGCUACGUGUGAUGCGGCGCCGUUUGAGAUUCCGGUUUUGAGCUAUGAGUGGGUUUCUUAGUUGGCUUUUGAAGGGGUUAGAGAUGGCGGUAGUGGGGUGAGG